Molecule: messenger RNA, 3188 nt
Organism: Dreissena polymorpha
Lineage: Eukaryota; Metazoa; Mollusca; Bivalvia; Myida; Dreissenidae
Product: neuroendocrine convertase 1-like
Exons: 11
Coding region: 255-1850 (531 amino acids)
Biological process (GO): protein processing
Cellular component (GO): membrane
Molecular function (GO): serine-type endopeptidase activity
Source: RefSeq, a predicted model, not a curated record
AAUACAUUUACCAAAGCUACAACAUAUACAGUGAAUCGGCAGAAGCGGUUGGAAAUGUUGCGGGUCAUUCUCCGUAUAGCACGACUAUUACACCGCUACUAGCUGAUGAUACUUUUAAGGUUUGCACACCCGUAUAUGACCCCUUGUUCGGUAUCGACGAAUGCUGGCAGAAAAACAUCACUGGCAAAGGGGUUGUCAUAGCAAUCGCCGACGUAGGCGUAGAUGCCGAUCAUCCGAAAUUCCACGACAAAAUUAUGCAUGCACUUAGCUAUAAUUUCGUUGGAAAAAACACUAAUUACGGCCCGGAAAAUUAUCCUACUCGACAGGAUUCGACGAACUUAACAACUCAUGGCAAUGCGUGUGCUGGACUUGCGGCUGGUAGCAGGAACACAAGCAUCGACUGUCAACCAUGUGGUUGCGGGGUUGCACCAGACGCCAGUAUUGCGGUUUUAAAAGUUGGUACGGUUCUGGAAAAGACCUUUUCAACAACAAGACCACAAUCGGAGAUGAACACCGAGUCCCUAUGCACCGCUCUAGCACACCGUGGGGACGACAUUCACAUAUACAGCAACUCGUGGAACUUUGAGCAACAGUUUCACAACGACAGUUGUCUACACGAUGUAAUAAAAAAGCGUUAUUACACGGGCAGAAACGGUAAAGGAAGCAUAUAUGUGUUCCCCGCGGACCCCCCUGGGAACGGUCUCGUAAACAAUAUCUACACGAUAGCUGUUGGAGAUAUGGGAGUGGGCGGAACACUUCCGGAUAAUCCACAAGUCAACUCGGCCGUCAUAGUGUCUAUGUUUGCCUCGGGAAGAAAAAUAAAUGAUACGCGCCUGUUGACAGAAACGCACACCGGGUGUAUUCGGAACCGCUUCAGUCCCUGUCAACGGAAUUUUCGUGGACAGUCUGCCGCUAACGCCAUGGUGGCCGGUGUUAUUGCUCUUCUGCUUCAAAACAAUCCAAACCUUACGACUCGAGAGGUGAAGCAUGUGUUGGUCGAGUCUGCCUCACACAUUGGUAUUGAACAAGCGUCGGCCUUUAAAAUGAAUGGUGCGGGAAAGUACUACCACAAAGUACUUGGGUUCGGAUACCCGAACGUCAAAAAGAUGAUUAUGUUAUCACAAAACUUUACUGCAUUGCGGCCCUUACUAUCUAAGCAAUUUAAGCUCGAUGUUGCCGGAAACACCGCAACUGGGGUUAUUCUGUCUGAAAAUAUCAACAAAGUGGAACAAGUUGAAUUCAUCCUUACUUUUGACUUCGAAAGGAAUGAUAAUGUAUCAAUGGAAGCAACGUCACCUGACCUUACUUCUUCGAUGCUAUUCGAGAAUGUAAUAAUGCCAGCUGACAAAAACACAAUGAAAACCAAACUUAUUACAAAUCAUUUUUGGGGCGAAGAUCCGACAGGGAACUGGACAUUACGCGUCUUCAGUCAACACGGCACACUUUAUGCGACGAUUAAAGUUAAGGAGGCGCAUGUACUAAUUUACGGAACUGGGAAUAAUACAGGGUCGACAACUGAUGCAGUGCAUUACAUUGAUGGAGGUAACACCAGUGGCACUGUUGAUAAUGUUGGUUCACAGCACGUCAACCAUAUAUUGAAUGCGACUGAAAACAAAACAGACGUUAACAGGAAUAUUAUAAUUGGUGUCGUUGUUAGUGUAAUCGUUAUUAUUAUUAUUAUUAUUAUUAUUGUUAUUGUUCUGAAAGUUCGUUAUAUACGUUAUGAGAGACUCCAAAAGGGAAACACCGCUGAAAAAUCAGAAGAAGAACUUAAGACAACGCAGAAGAUGAUACUCAGUUCUAGCAUAUUGGUUAGCAAGCAAUUAAAAGAUACUGAAUCGUCUUUGUAACAUUUAAGAAAGAAACAGGAUAAUAUUUUCCACAAGAACAAUGUCAAAAAUGGAUAAGUACGCCACUUACAUAGCUUAUGUAUCUAUAAUUGACCUAAAUAUAUAUACAAAUGUAAGUGCUCUCUCACAUUACUGUGUAUAAAAAAGUAGAUCUUCAGGAAUACUCGUAAACCAUGUCAUAUACACGGUUGUACUCGAAGAAACUAUAAAUUAUUAACUGAUGUGUCCUAAAUGUAAAAAGUUUACAAAAUUAUGUAUACACGUGUAUCAAAUCAGAUUGAAAGAACAGCACGUCCGCAGAUAUAAUUUCAAAUAUUUACCGUUUUUGCCCAGGAAGAAAAUUCUGUCAAAAGGUGACUGUUUGAAAGAUGGACAACAUUCAUACAGAAAAAGCGUGUGAUUGACACUUAUUUGUUAUAUGGACAAUUCUAGACCAAGUGUGAGGUUUGGAGAUCCUUAAAACCGUGUUCAACCCUGAAUGCUUUACAUUUACCAUUACAAGGCGGCGUUCUCAGUUUCGUACGUCUUGUGUAUGUUUGUAUUUGUUUUAUGCCUCAUAGCUCUGGCGUUGGUUGGUUUGAAAGAUAUUUUCACCACGCCACAAAAGAACAACACAUGUACGCGCUAGAACGAUAAAAAGGAGCCCAUGAGACAAAUAUUUGAUUUUUUCCCUUUUUGUUUUUUUUUUUUCAUGCGGGAAUCGUGGACGUGUUGAGAACUUUAAAACCCAAAACAACAGUAAUACAAGAAAACGACACAUACACCAAUAAGUACGACUAAAGGGGCGCAAUAGGGACAAUCAUAACAUUUGUUGUGCUUUUGUUUAUCUGGUGUGUGACUUCGUAAACAUUUAGUUGAUCUUUUCGUUAAGUCGGGCAUUUGUUUUGUUUUUUAACAGUUCUGUAGUUUAAAGUGAUCUUAUAUUGUAACAAUACUUUACCUUUUGUACUCAAGGUUAUUAAAAAUUCAAAAUAAAAUGUAAUCAUGUUAUUCUCGCAAUGGAAUCGUUAAUCUGUAUUAAUACGCUAUGGUGUAGGUAAUUUAACAAUUUUCAAUUGACGAUCCUCUUGAUGUCAUUGAUACAUCGGCCAGAUGUAUUGAAAAAAGUAUGCAGUAAAUAUUAAAAACUUUACCUUAUUGUGAAAUUAUAAACAGAUGUGUUCAGUGCUUCGUUCAGAUACGGACAAACGAACAUGACUAAAUCUAUAAAGAAGCAUUAACUUAACAAACAACACGACGAACAUGAUGUUUUAUCGUUGAAUUUGAAUUUUGUCUGUGUUUACCCAGUGCUACAAAUGGUAACACAGUUGUUAUGCUCGAAUAAACACUUGGAGUGAU